GGGGCUCAGCAGGAAACCAAGGAGCGUUUCAUCCCUUCAUUAAGGAUGCCAUCACAGCAUGUGCAGAGUGGGUGGAAGGAGCAAGCGUGACUGGCUUUCCCAGAGGCAGAUUUUGCAGCCUGGGUGUUUCUUUUUAGGUGGGUGUUGGGGCUUUUUGAGGGAAACACUGAAGAGGAGCAGAUGGGAGGAGGAUGUGUGCCCCUUCCCCCCCCAGGUGCCUCCCACAGGGGACCCUGACUCUGCACCCCCCGGAGCUGCCCCUGGGAGCUGCCACGUGGGUCACCUUGUCACCAGGUCCCGAGCCUCGGGCAGGUGGAGAAAACCAGCUGGUCUCGCUCCUGAGAGCGUGCAAACUCCCUCAGCACUGCAGAUAUUUCGGGGAUUUAGUGAAUCAGAAUAUUCCUAGUAAAUCAGAAACUGAGAUAAUAGUGAGUGUUUGAGAAGAAAAAGUUAUUGUUCUCAGUGGAUUGCAGGGAUUGUAAUGAUUCGGCUGAAGUGCCCAUCUAAUAGAGCUGCCUCUUUGAAAUAUUUGCCAUCUCCGAGGAACAGUUUUAAAGUGUCUCCUGCAUAAUUGAUUGAUUCAUUCUCCUCAGAUGCCUGGAUGGCUCUCAGAGCGAUGGGACAGGUACUGAUGGCACUUUUGAGGGGAUGUGUGUCCUACAUGGCCAGGGGAACAUGGGGAGUUGCCUGGAACUGACCCCACGCCCAUUCUGAGGGGCUUCGGUGGCUUUUGUUCCCCACAUCUCCCAAAGGACAGGAGACUCAGCCUGCUUGUGGGAUAGGGCCUGCAGGAUUGAGGCCCUUCCGAGGGAUCAAGGCCCUCCUGCCCCAGCCGAGUUCUGGGUGUGAAGAGAUGAGGUGGGGCAGCCCUGGUGCACCUGGGGCCUGCUCUCCUGGGCUCGUUGGUUCGGAGGGAGCUGCUGACCACCGCAGGCCACAGAUCCCACAAAUCAGUUAUGCCUCAACUGCACCAGAGUUGAGUGAUGACAGGCGCUAUGAUUUCUUCUCACGUGUGGUUCCUCCAGAUUCCUUCCAAGCGCAAGCAAUGGUGGACAUUGUGAAAGCUUUGGGAUGGAAUUAUGUGUCCACUUUGGCAUCUGAAGGGAAUUAUGGAGAAAAAGGAGUCGAGUCCUUCAUGCAAAUUUCCAGAGAGGCAGGUGGGCUCUGCAUCGCUCAGUCCCUGAAAAUCCCGCAGGAUCGCAAGGACAAGACCAUCGACUUCGAUAAAAUCAUCAAGCAGCUCUUAGAAACUCCCAAUGCCAGGGCCAUCGUUAUUUUUGCCAACGAUGAGGACAUAAAGCAAAUCCUGGCAGCCGCCAAGAGGGCCGACCAAGUGGGGCACUUCCUAUGGGUGGGCUCGGACACGUGGGGCUCCAAGGUGAGCCCGCUGCUGCAGCAGGAGGACGUGGCCGAGGGGGCCAUCACCAUCCUGCCCAAGAGAGCGACCAUCGAGGGGUUUGAUGCCUACUUCACCUCCCGCACCCUGGAGAACAACAGGAGGAACGUGUGGUUUGCCGAGUACUGGGAAGAGAACUUCAACUGCAAGCUGACCAUCAGCGGAUCAAAGAAGGAGGAUACAGACCGCAAAUGCACAGGGCAGGAGCGCAUCGGCAAGGACUCCCACUACGAGCAGGAGGGGAAGGUGCAGUUCGUGAUCGACGCCGUGUACGCCAUGGCGCACGCGCUCCACCACAUGAGCAAGGACCUGUGUGCCGACUACGCGGGGGUCUGCCCUGAGAUGGAGCACGCGGGCGGCAAGAAGCUGCUCAAGUACAUCCGCAGCGUGAACUUCAACGAUGAUGCUUUCGUUUUAGAAUUUCACUCGUUUUGUGGCAGAAGACGGCGCCUAUUUAGCUUCUGUUUGAAAAGAUCGUGCUUUAGCCAAGGCAGUGCUGGCACUCCAGUGAUGUUUAACAAAAACGGCGAUGCACCAGGGCGCUACGACAUCUUCCAGUUCCACACCACCAACACCAGCACCCCGGGCUACCGCCUCGUCGGCCAGUGGACAGACGACCUCCAGCUCAACAUCGACGACAUGCAGUGGGGUAAAGGAGUGCGAGAAGUCCCGUCCUCGGUCUGCAGCCUGCCUUGCAAGCCAGGAGAGAGGAAGAAGAUGGUGAAGGGGAUGCCGUGCUGCUGGCACUGCGAGCUGUGCGACGGCUACCAGUACCAGGCCGACGAGGUCACCUGCCUGCUGUGCUCCUACAACGAGCGGCCCAAUGAGAACCGCACCGGCUGCCGCUCCAUCCCCAUCGUCAAGCUGGAGUGGCACUCGCCCUGGGCUGUGAUCCCCGUCUUCUUGGCCAUGCUCGGGAUUAUCGCCACCAUUUUUGUCAUGGCGACCUUCAUUCGCUACAACGACACCCCCAUCGUCCGGGCCUCGGGGCGGGAGCUCAGCUACGUCCUGCUGACGGGGAUCUUCCUCUGCUACAUCAUCACCUUCCUGAUGAUCGCCAAGCCAAACGUCGCGGUGUGCUCCUUCCGGCGCAUCUUCCUGGGGCUGGGGAUGUGCAUCAGCUAUGCAGCCCUGCUGACUAAAACAAACCGCAUCUACCGCAUAUUUGAGCAGGGCAAAAAGUCAGUGACAGCACCCAGGCUUAUCAGCCCCACGUCGCAGCUGGCGAUCACGUCGAGUUUGAUAUCUGUGCAGCUUCUAGGUGUCUUUAUUUGGUUUGCAGUUGACCCACCCAACAUCAUCAUAGAUUAUGAUGAGCAGAAAACUAUGAACCCUGAUCAAGCCAGAGGAGUUCUCAAAUGUGACAUAACGGAUCUACAAAUCAUUUGUUCCUUGGGUUAUAGCAUUCUCCUAAUGGUUACGUGUACUGUGUACGCCAUCAAGACUCGGGGUGUCCCAGAGAAUUUUAAUGAAGCUAAACCCAUUGGAUUCACUAUGUACACUACCUGUAUAGUAUGGCUUGCCUUCAUUCCAAUAUUUUUUGGCACUGCCCAGUCAGCUGAAAAGCUCUACAUACAAACUACCACACUUACAAUAUCCAUGAACCUAAGUGCUUCAGUGGCCCUGGGGAUGCUUUACAUGCCGAAAGUGUACAUCAUCAUCUUCCACCCCGAGCUCAACGUGCAGAAGCGGAAGCGCAGCUUCAAGGCCGUGGUGACGGCCGCGACCAUGUCGUCCCGGCUCUCGCACAAGCCCAGCGACAGGCCCAACGGGGAGGCCAAGACCGAGCUCUGCGAGAACGUGGACCCCAACAGUGAGUACUCGUCUCUCCUUUGUGCUGUGUGUGCUAGAGACCUUGACCAGUGCUGGAGUCCUGGGCCAUCAGUGUGGUUUGCCCUUUGCGCUUAAAGACUUUUGAUGGCUCAGCUUUGAUUUGUAUUAAUUUCUCUCUUUCCUCCUCACUUUUUGAGUCGUGCCAGUUGGCAGCACAGUGUGUGGUAGCUGUGAGGGAACCUCCUCCUUCCCCUCCUCUGUGCCAGCACCCUUGAGUGCCACAGCACCUCCAGCCCCUGCUGCACCAAACCCUCCAGCCCUGCAGGGUGAGAGCAGGGACAGGUACCGAGCUCACCAGGAGCCCCGUUCACCUGAGAUAAGUUUCCUGCAAAGUUUCUUUGCAAAAAUCUCACCAUCCUUCAAGGCUCCCAUGUACGGGCUUGAUCCGGUCCUGUACCACUGAAUGCAAAUUUUGUCAUUGAUUUAAAAGGAAAACAGAUCAAAAAGAUGCUUCCAAUUUCCUUAAUGCAUGUAGUAUGGUAUACUGUAGCACAAAAUUACAUACUGAGGCCAUCAAAUAUUUGAUUUGCAUUUGAAUCUGGAGGGAGCUGAGGAAGGAGACAGCUGCACAACUUUGUAGCAUAGUGGAAGGGUUUAGGCAUGUCUGCAGUUUUUAUGAAAAACAGAUCUGAAUGUGGAGAAGUGCCCUCUCCUUGCCCAUGAUCCGUUUAUCCAUUUGCUGCUGCAAUUUCUGCUACUUCUUGUCUAUUAAACUGCUGUCUGAAUAUCUGCCUCAAAGCAGAAACUCUGCUGUCAAAGCAAAGUGGGAGCAGCCAGCAAAUCAUUGGCACAGCACUUUUCCCCCCUUCAUUCACCCCUGAGUGUGUUGUUUCUGCGGUGCCUUAUCAUACAGGUAUGCUCACCUGGCAGGUGGAUUGCCCCUGCCCUGCACCCAGCCCACAGCAGGGGUUGGAACUGCAUGAUCUUUAAGGUCCCUUCCAACCCAGGCCAUUCUAUGAUUCUGUGAAACCGUAUUGUAACUGGAAAAAAAAGAAUCUGCCUUCAGAAACUGCAAACUGUCUCACAAUUCUGGCAGAAUCAAAAGACAGCAAGGAAAUGUUUCUAACAAAUUAAGAACCGUAUCAUGCCUCCUCUGAGCAGAACCUUCACUGCACAAGGAAAUAAAUCUACUUCUGUGUUAGCCAGAGUGAGAGCUGCAGAACUCUGCUGCACUGCAUGCCUGUCAAAGGCUGCCAGCAAGCAGCCCUUCCUCUGCCCCUAAUUCCCCUGCUGUGAUGCUGGGGUUGAGCCCUCCUGCAUGCGGGCUGGGGCAGCUCCUCUGGGUGCUGGCUGUGGGGAGGGGGAAAGGAGGAGGAAAGGUGAGGAGGGAAGCAGGCCUUGAAAGCCAGCAGGAUUGGGAAGGGGAGUUGGGUUUGCUGAACUGCAUUGCACUAAUUGCUGUUCUGGUCAAAUGAGUUGGGGUGAGUUUCUCCUCCAGGAAAAAAAAAAAAAAGAAAAAGAAAAAAAUCUAAAAAUUUGCACUUAAAGACAUGAAAAAGGAGAAAAGCAAAAAGGUUCUAAUGAUGAAACGUUCAGUGUGGUGAUAGAAGUGCUGCCCUGUGGGACUGCGGUUUGGGGGUUUCACACUCUUGGUUUCCCCGCCUGCUCUCAUUCUCCUCAGCUGCAUUUAUUUGCUGUUUCCAGACUUCUGAGGAUUCUUUCCUCCCCUCCCCGCAGAACAGUCACAUUUUCCCUUGGAAGGAGAUACUUUUAUUCACCAGUGCUCGGUUAGAACCCCAUAUUUCUUAUUAAAAAGCAUCUUUUCACCUAGGGACCGUAUGGCAGGAUGUGCUUUCAAGAGGCAGUAAGAGCAGUAAGGGGUAGAUCUCCCCCGCAUGGUGUGUGAGUUUCUGCCUUAAGAGUCCCCUCUUCAGGCCUGGUUUGUUAGCAGUGCUGGGAAGCCUGUGCAGAGUCUGCUGGGAGAGGCACCAUCCCAGCUUCAAAACUGAAGUACGUGGCAGGAAGGUGCCUCCUGUGCUCUCGUUGGCUUACAUCUAGGACCCAGAAGAGUACACCUUUGCUUGUAAAAGCUUGCCAGGCAGAACAUGUGCAGUCGUUAACUUAAAUGAUUUUCUGCAAAUACUGGGCUUUUUAGUUUGUGACGUUUGCAGAGAACGUUACCAUUUACAUCUUUUAAUGAAUGAUAUAUAUGCAUAGAUCAACCUGUGUUCAUAUUGUAUGUUGCACCUACCACUAUUAUGGCAUUCCUUGCAUAUGUGUUAAUGAAUACUACUAGAAAAUCAAAUGAACCACGCAACUGCUGCAUCUGGUGGGAGCUUCGCUGUGGUGUUCAGUGGGCUCUGCAUGUCCAUCUAUGGGGGUAGUUCCUUGACGACCUGCAGUGAGUCUCUUUUUCGCUCUUUCGGAUUUGAAUAUUUUGCUUAAAAUAUGUUUAGGGUUCGGUUUUUAGUUGGAACAAAUGAAAACAAGAUUAAUGAACUCAAAAAGCGGCGUCACCCAAACAGAACUCUCCUCAUUGUCAAUGAAAGUUUGAAAAAGUUCACCAUAAAUGAAUACAAUUUUGAUGUUUUCUUUGCAAUUUAGUUUCAAAAAAUAUUUUAUACAGCAAAUGGGGAAAUUUUACCAAUUGGGAAACAGAAAAUAUUUUAAAAAUUAAAAAUAUCCAAUUGACUCUGUCAAGCUGAAAGUAAAUUAAAUUAAUUGAGGGGGGUAACUAAUGAGUCUGGGACUUCCCAGCACGGCGUAAAGCAAGCUUAGAUCUGCCCUAGCAACCCAGUGUUUUCUUGGAAGUGCAGAAGUGCAGUUGGGUUUUUCAGUUUGAUUUUCUAUUGUAUUUCCUAGCGGUGCUGCUGCUCGUGGCUUGCUCAGGCACUGGGGACUGGAGUUGCCAUUCCUAUUGAAAAUGCACAAAUAUUUCAUAUCAGUGCAGAUUAAUGCUGAGCCACCAGCACGGGAUUCAUGUACCUCCAGAUGUGGGGGAAUUUAGUGACUAAGCCCAGAUUUCUGUCCUGUCCUGAUCACGUACCCUAUAACCAGAGUGAAAGCCAGAAGCAACAUGGGUGGUUUAUAGAAAAAUAGCCUUGCAUGAAACCUCCACGUUUUAGUAUUAGCUUGACAAGGCUGCCUCAUGAGCGGGAGGUCUGCACAUAAAGCUGGAGGCCUCGGAGGUGCCACGGCCACUGCAAGCCGGGCUGGGGAGCUGGGGGACAUGGCCUGGGGUGGGCAGGGUCCCAGCACUUAGGAGAGGUGGGCUCAGGCUGGGAUUGCAGAGCCUGUAUGAAAGAAGAAACCACGCUAACGUGGGUGGAAAGCCACUGGAGAUGCAGCAUCCCUAUGUCCUGCCCAGCUGGAGGAGCAAGCACUCAUUGUGUUGCAGUUUUUGCUUUAGGAUGUCUCAGAAGUGAGAAAUUUCACAGGCUGAGCCCCCAAGCCCUGACCUUGGGUGGGCUUCCAUGCUGAAUGGGAUAUAUUAAGGCCACGCUUUUCAGUCUGAAACUUGGUCACUCACGACAACUCUCUUAGUCAUUCCAGUUUUCCAUCUGGCAUGUGCAUGCUUUUACUCAUUUACCAGCUUUUUUUUCUGCUAAUUCGUGUUUGCAUCUGAAACAUUGUGGAGCGGUGUAAGGUGAGCAGAAUCUGGGGGCACUGCAGCUCUGUCCGUGUAAUGAGUGCAUUCUGUGCUGGUGUGUCCUUGGUGGAUUUCUGUGCUGGGGCAGACGCUUCUCAUCACGCCCAAAGCCAAACUGGUAGCGAUGCUCCUGCUGGGCUCUGUGCUUCUUUCUGCUGCAAGAGCGCUGUCAGACUCUGAGAAAACAUUGGAACCUCCAACCCAUACUUAACUUAUAUUGAGAUUUAGACGUAAUUAUUCCUUCUCCUUAGCAACUUGCUUUAAUUUGUGGCUUUCCCAAACACAGCAACAGGGAAAUCAGCAUCUCGGUUGUUUGGUAAUGAGGAGGUUGUGCUUCUCAUGGGCUGGACCAGCAGAUCUUCCUGCUCACCAUCUCUGAGCAUGGCUGUGGGCAAGUUCAUCCUCAUCUUUUGCUCUUCUCUGCUAUGCUGAUAAAGCUCUGAGACCAAGAGAAGUGUUGCACCCCACUAGUAAGUGGCAGGGAGCAGGAGGUGUGCAGCAAGACUGAGGACAUCAGCGUGGCCAAGAGCAGCUGGGAAGGAAGGGCAGCGUGCAGGAGGAGAUGCGAGGAGUUUUGCUGAGAUCUGGUGAGAAGCAGCAAAGGAUUGGUGUCCCUGUGUACCAGCCAUGAAGGUUAGGGUCUGGCAGGUGAGAAGGAUCCAGUUUUCAGUAGCACUGUAAGUCUGUGGGCUUUCAAGUUAGCAGGUGCUUUGAGGGCUCAAUACCUAUGCAAGCAUCUUCAAAAUGGUUCUAUUUUUUUUCCUUUCUCCUUUCCGUAGCAUUAUGUAGAUACUACUUGGCAGUUGAUUCAAUUUCCAGGAGUGAAGUGCAAUCUCUGCCUGUUUUUCUAGAAAAAUUUCCAUUUUAGAAUAUUGCUUUCCUGCGUGCUGCCACCUCCUCUCUCUGACCAGCACGAUGAUAAGAGCAGGGCACGUCAGUCCUCGUUUUUCUCCCUUUGCUGGGAAUGGACAUUGACUCUGUCAUCAGCAAAGUGUGAAUAGUAAAUGUGGGUUGCAAACAUCUCUGCAGAUGUACAAACACUGCUAUGCAAAUGCUGCCAUGCUGCGCUCUGCUCUGCUCGUGUGUUCAUUCGUGUUGAUUCUUAACAUCACUGACGUGACAUUGCCUGUUCCAUUCUCUGGCGGGGAAAAAACUAAAACGCUUGUCAGUGAUGCUGAGGAAACCAAGAGUGAGCUCACAGAUGUGGAAGGACUGGGGAGUGCUAAAUGGAAACCAAAAUGCUCCGGAGUUUGUUCAGGGGAGAGGAAAAAAUUCAACCAGAUCCGCUCUGUUCUGAGCAGCUGCUGCCAUGCUCAGAGGUACCUGAACUGCUGUGAACUGGUUCAUUUAUUCCCAGCCCAGAGCUAAUUUCCUAUAUUGGUGUGUCUCAGCUUUCCAUUGUUACUGCUCUAAUCUGAGCUCUUCAGUCAGAUUAAUAUCAUGGCUCCAAUGACAGGGAAAAAUUUGAAGAGUUGAUUGUGAACAGACGCCUUGUACAUACCAAUGUAUUUACUUUUCCUGUAGACUGCAUUCCACCAGUAAGAAAGAGUGUUCAAAAGUCUGUUACUUGGUACACUCUUCCACCUACUGUAUAGCUUUUGCCUGCUUUCCAAAAAGGUAAGGAAAAAAUCUAGCUUAUUAUUGCUUUAUUCUCAAAUAAUUAUUGUCUUACAUGAAUAAAUGAGGAAUGUGCAUUAGUGCGGCUAUGUCAAAACAAGAGCCUGCCUUAAAAAUUGUUCACGCAUCCACUAGCAGAAGCACCCACACGAAGAAAGGGAGGAGCCAGAAGUGGGCAAUGUCAGCCCCGUGCUGCAGGAGCACAGGAGCCUGGUGCUCCCCUGCAGCCCCUCGUGGGAAGUGGGUCCCAGGAAACCCUCUGGAAAUGUUUGUUCCUUUUCCACAUUGUGUCAAAUGCCCAUAAGCCACCAAAACGUAAUUAUGGCCAUCAGGUUUACCAGCUAGCAGAAUGCUUGCGGGGUCUCUUCUUGCUGCCUUGCCGGCCGGGCUGCGUGCCAGCGUGCAAAUAACAGGCGCGGAUGUGCGAGCAGUCUUUUUUCGGUUACAAAUUGCUCAUAAAAAGUUUGCAAACUAUUUUUUUUGUUUUCUUCACUGUGAGUGACUGCUCCUGAAUAACCACAAGUGAACAAUUUUUGAGGGCGGGCUUUUUCUAAGUGUUGUGACUGUCUGCGUGGUCAUCUUUUGAGCUGAUGUCGUCUUUGUGACUCCAUGAACCAGAAACUGCUGUUUUCCUAGUGAAAUUAGGGGAAUGAGAAGCUAACAGCCAUAAAUAAUUAUUUCUCGUGUCUGCAGUUGUGUGUGCUCAUCCAGCUUUGCCUGCUCUGUUGAGGCUUUGGCCAGGCCUAAAAGGCACUGCCUUGGUUACCGUGGUGCUGUGCAGUCAGGGCUAGAAGAAAUUGCUGUAUAUACGGCUUUCAAAACCUUGUUGAGCUUAUCCCUAAUAGGUGGGAACUUGUAUCAGCAGAGGUAGGAACGCUGCUAGAAUUGAGUCACUGAGUCACAGGGCAAAAAUAAAACCCGACUCUAAUAACUUUAGCUGGUGUAAAUUGCCACAGCUCCAGUUUCAAUUCAGCUUGAGUUCUUGUGAAGUGUUCAAAUUGCUUUUUAUUGUGUUUGAAUCAUGCCUGUUAUUCUAACUUGCCCAGCGCCGGCAGAAAGCCUUGUUUAAGGUGUGCUGCUCUGUGUGAGCAUCAGAACGACCGGCUUAGCCAAGGGCUGGAGUCAGGGAGGUUGGUGGUGACGGGUGUUGAGGGAAAUAGGACAGAGUAGUUGAAGGGGAGAAGGGGAUGCUCAGAGUGCCACUGCAAAUGUAAUGUGAAAGAGUAAAGGGCGACUGCAUGGAGAUGAAAUUGCUGAAGGAAGGAGACCAGGAGGACAGCGGGGAUAUACGAGAGGCUGUAGAUCUUGGGAGAAAUCACUUUUUUUCUGUAAAAUCUUUAAAAUGUGUUUAAAAUGUAAUGCAUUAGGAGCUUACACGUUGCCAAAAAUAAUUUUUCGAAAAACAAAUGUAACAGUACUGUAUAAUGGAAGGAACUGGUACCUGCAAAAGCACACAAAUAAUUUUGUCAUCCACGCCCUACAAAAGGCAAUUGGUCUUUUAGGUUCUUUGUCCAGAUGUUAAGAUCUGCACCAUCCAAAGCCACGAAAUAUGCCCACUCUGCAGCUGUUCUGCAUCGGGCUCUGUUCCUCUCACGAGUGCUCUUUUUCCAGCUGGGCUGGUUGCUGGAGCUCUGCUCGCUGUGUUUUGAUUUGUCUUUCCAGUAAUGUAAAACAACAACAACAAAAAAAAGUCAAGAAACAAGACACUACAUUAAAAGCAAAGCAGUGAUAUCGGGAAAACAUCAACUUAGUUGUAAAUUGACUUUAUUUUGCUAGUAACAUAUUUGUAUGUAGGUAUGAACAUGGUGCUUAAACUGCUGCUUGACUGUAUCCAUUUCUGCUACGUGAUGCAUGGAAGGAUGUGUUUAUAAUGCUUUUAAACUGUUUUCUUUAAGUGACAAAUAGGACUUCUUUACUGGUGAGACUGAUUUAAAUACGAGGCUUGAGAAACUCCACGCGGUACAUGGGUCAGGCAGAACAGCUGUCCAUCGCCCAAACAAGGUGAAGAAGCAUCAAAUGCACCAGUGUCAUGCUCCUGUCUGCAGCCCAGUACGGUGCUCCUGCUAGUGAGGGCUGCGAGAUGCUCACAUGGAGCAGAUGGAUCCCCUCGGGU
Molecule: messenger RNA, 10548 nt
Organism: Numida meleagris (helmeted guineafowl)
Lineage: Eukaryota; Metazoa; Chordata; Aves; Galliformes; Numididae
Gene: GRM7
Product: glutamate metabotropic receptor 7
Exons: 10
Coding region: 854-3304 (816 amino acids)
Biological process (GO): regulation of synaptic transmission, glutamatergic; G protein-coupled glutamate receptor signaling pathway
Cellular component (GO): membrane
Molecular function (GO): group III metabotropic glutamate receptor activity
Source: RefSeq, a predicted model, not a curated record